Molecule: messenger RNA, 904 nt
Organism: Felis catus (domestic cat)
Lineage: Eukaryota; Metazoa; Chordata; Mammalia; Carnivora; Felidae
Exons: 9
Coding region: 265-861 (198 amino acids)
Source: RefSeq, a predicted model, not a curated record
GGAAGGGGGAGAUCACCAAGUGUGGUACAGCCCAGCACAGGGCCCCGCGGGGCUGCAUAUGUUGCACAGCAGAGAGUAAUGGACAGGAGUCUGGAUCUCGGGCCCGGCCACUUAUCCUCUGUGUGACCAUCGCAUGCAUUUUCCAGACAUUUCCUGAGUGGCGUUCUCUGCUGGUCAUUGAGCCAAAUACAGAGGACCUGGAGAAGACGGAGACACAGUCCUUGCCCUCACAAGCCGCGGCACUGCCCAAAAUCUGGACUGAAAAUGGUGUUUGGACUAUGCUGCCAGAGAGAGAGGCUCUACAAGUCCCUGUACAUAGUACAGGUCUUCGUUCUUGCAGGAGUGGUGUACUACUAUUUUCAGGAGUCUGUGGGGAAGCCAGUCCCGGACCAUGAGAUCGCUGGGGAAUCCUCACAGCCCGUAGGGGAGACCUUAAGGCCAGUGUGGGGGCUGAUGGAUAAGUGCUACCCUGCGACCACUCAGAGACGCAGAGUCAGGAGUGGGAAGAAGCAAGCCUCCGAGGCCAUGACCCCCAAGGCAACUGGAGGACUGAAUGAUGCUGCGAAGGAGGAUCCUGACAUCUUGGCUCAGCGUGAGGGGGAGGGGAGGGCCCCAGAGGCGGAAGCAGCCAGCUCCAUUCCCGCCAGGAGGGAGAAGGCUGAGGAGGAAGAGGUGGCAGGGAUCCCAGACUGGGAGGACAAUAAAAAGGUCCGUAAGGAGAUGGCAAUAUACCCUUCUGAGGCCUCUGAGGUGGCGAGUGAGGAGGAAAGGCCCGGGGCCUGGGUCCCCCAGCUCCUGAGGAGGCUCUGGCUGGGCUGGUUCCCAGCCCCUGACACCCGGAAGACACAGAACCACGAAUGACAAAGUAGCCAAUAAAUCCACAGUUACUGCUUCUGCAGACCCA